Molecule: messenger RNA, 2542 nt
Organism: Rhagoletis pomonella (apple maggot)
Lineage: Eukaryota; Metazoa; Arthropoda; Insecta; Diptera; Tephritidae
Product: protein spaetzle 5-like
Biological process (GO): central nervous system formation; regulation of Toll signaling pathway; innate immune response
Cellular component (GO): extracellular region
Molecular function (GO): growth factor activity; Toll binding
Source: RefSeq, a predicted model, not a curated record
ACGGUGAGCAGCGAAAACGAGCGAUCUCAACGCAUGCUCGCCCAAAACGUCGAGAAACAGCAAACUGGACUGACGUGGUUUUGCAGCUCACGGCGUUCGAAAUACUGUGGUGUCUUGCAUAAAAAAAUAUAUGGAAAAAAAAUAUUUUUAAUUGAAGUGCCCUAAACAAAGGUUAAAGCAAUGUUUUGAAAUGUUUCGUGCGUUUUCUGUGAGAUCAAAAAAGUUCAACUCUUUUGAUGCGAAUGUCAUUCUACAGUACGCGCCGUCAAUAUUUUUUCAUAAUUUUGCUGCUUGUGUGCUUUGGUAAAUUUGCAAGUAGUUUUGGCAGAAACGUAUUCAGCUGCACUUUCAAAUUGUGGUGUUUCAUUAUAUAAAGUUUCCUGAAUCAUAAAAUUCGUGCAUCGGCAUGAGUGUGUGGCGUAGUGCGUAAAGCGAAAGUUAUUAAAAUAAAAAAAAAAAACAUCCCACGAGAAGUUUUAUUUCCCGAAAUUCCACUUAAUGUCGCCACCGCCUGUAAUGAUAAUAAGUGUUCAAGUCAAGCACUUAAAUUUAAAGUUCACCUAAAAAACCAGAAACCUUUUUGGCUCAGAUCAUCUCAAUAUUUUGAAAUUUGUAUUCAUUUGCAAAUUUAACGAAAACACUUCACCUAAUCAACGCUGGGUGCGUGUUUCAAAUUUGUAAUUUUCUUGCAGUAAUAAAAUAAAAUAAGCGAACGCCAAAACGAUAAAUAUAACACAAGUGAAAUUGGUGAGAUUUGUGUGCCGAUAUUGUGGCACCGGCGAGCAGAGUUGCAGAAAAAAUUCACAAAGAGUGUUCAAUUUGUAAUGAGUUUCGUUACAGUGUAAUUCAAUUUUAAACUAUUCUGUAUUCGCACAACUACAUAGUUAGCGUUUUUUUUUUUGGUCUGGCUUUGUUUUUGAACAACUGGAUAUUGCUCGACUUUCGACAGUACUUGUGUGGAUUCCAUUAAGCGAGUGCACAAGCGUGAACGCACUGAAGAGCUCUUAACCCGAGUAGAAUACAAAAAAUCUGUUUUCAGCCUGCAACGCCAAAACACACAAAUGCACAAACUACUCGUACAUAUCUCCACAUCUAUGUCACAAUGAAGAGUAUUAUUUCUCACUUUUAUAGUAAUUAUGGCUUUAGUUUUAUUUAUGUGAUACUAGUUUAUACAACAUCUGCGCACAGUGUACCGUCUUGCGGCUUAUAUGGAGCGCCACCAUGCCAAUUCGUACCAGCACCGCCGGGACAAACACCAUCUUGUGCUCGACCGGGCAGAACCUACUGCGAACACGUGGACAAUUAUCCAACUUACCUCAUCAAACAUCUCGUUCACAAAUGGGGUUAUGAGGCCAAAAACUUGCUCAUCGAUGAGUCUUGGGAUGAAUUCACGGCACUGACGUGGCACGAAACGCCCGUCUUCUACGAUCCAGCUUUUAUCUUCUCAAGUCAUCGACCGUAUAAUGGCGGCGGCAAUGCAGGACUUGGUAGCGGUGACGACUUUAAUGGAUACAAGUACGGUACUCCAGGUGGUAGUAGUGCGAAUAGUGGGCGAAAUACUGGCAGAGUCGGAGCGGGUGCUUCCAGCAAUACUGAAAAUACAUUCAUCAUAACAAAAUCGCAAACUACAGAAACUCCUACAUUUCUGUUUUACACUUCCGCUGGCCAACGGCUCAAUAAAAAUCAAGUGAGCAGCUUUAAUCUAGGCAGCAGCAGCGGAGCGCCCGGCAGCGCGAACAAAGUUUCGUCAAAUAGCCCAGCGUUUUGGCUAAAACGCAUUUCACGCAACGUUGACGGUAUGGUGGGCGUAGAAGUGGGCGGGAAUUUUACCGCAGCGUUGUCAUCAUUCGAACUAGAAGGGGCACCAGCCACCGUUAACCGUGCGAAACGCAGCAUUACUUCAUCAUCUCAAACUAGUUCAUCCUCAUCGAAACUGUCUCGCGACGUUUCACUCAAUAUGGAUCUCUUGGACAUCGUCGGUGCCGACAAAGGCGCCAAAACGCGAACUAAACGACAAAGCCCCGGUAGGGAAACGCUCUGUAAAACCACCUCACAAUUUAUUACACCUCAAGCGGCCCUCAAUAAUAAAGGGAACUGGAUGUUUGUGGUAAAUGAGCCAAGCACAGCGCGACAAAUGGUGAAGGCAGAAUUAUGCGCCUCAAACACCUGCUCGAAUCUGUGCCAAUUGCCCAAUGGUUAUAACUCCAGAUGCGAACAGAAAUACGUGCAGAAGCGGCUGAUUGCACUGCAGGCCAACGGUCAGAAUCUAUACACAGACUCAUUUUGGUUUCCGAGCUGUUGCAUUUGCACGAUAGCUGCAAAUUGAGCGAAGUGGGGCGAUGGAUGCAGCGGGUGGUUAGCGGUUGACUGGCGGCGGAACGGUAAAAAGCAAUGUAUUUAGAGCGUAAAUUUAUUUGCAUUCAUUUAACUCAUUGUUAUCGAGACUUUAAAGUAAUUUAUAUUGAAUUUAUAAGCAAAACCAGAUGUAUGAAAAAUCCACACUACAUAUGUAUGUAGCAUAAAAUGUUUUUUAUUAAAAAAA